AUGACUCAACCAGACAAAGACAACAACGGCCGCGUCGUCGGCGACUUGACCUGCCAAUCGGACUCUUAUCUCAAGACUCUCGAGACAGAAGUUGUUUCGUGCGAAAAAGCGCUCAAGCAAGCGCACAAGGCAAAGAAGCACAAUGGGCACCACCACGAUGAAUGGUUGAUUGAGUGCGCCGACUCUGUUUUGUUUCCCGAAGGCGGUGGUCAACCUUCGGAUCACGGCACAAUCACCCCGCUGUCAGGCGACCAAACUCCCAUCCCCGUCAAAAACAUCCAGCGCCAAGGCCUCCGCUGCGUGAUCUACUCUCCCAAGCCUCUCUCCCCGGGCGACAAGAUCCGGCAGGAAGUCGACUGGCAGCGUAGAUGGGAUCACAUGCAGCAGCACACAGGCCAGCACCUACUGUCCGCUGUGAUGAUGAAGCGCCACGAGCUCAAGACCCUUGGUUGGGGAAUGGGCGCCGAGGGUAGUAUGAAUUACGUCGAUCUGCAGAGGAAGCCCACGGAUGAGGAGAUGCAGACCAUUCAGAUGCAGUGCGCUGAGGUUAUUCGGGAUAAUCUGCCCAUCAAGGUUGAGACGCCGGAUGAUGCCAAGCACGAUAAACUCCCUGGUGAUUAUGACAAGUCUGAUGGUGUUGUUCGCGUUAUUCACAUUGGGGAUCUUGAUACAAACACAUGCUGUGGAACUCAUCUUUCUCAAACGUCGCACAUCUCACUCAUCAUCCUCGGCUCGACACAGUCGGUGCAUGGUAAAAACUGCCGCCUUUCUUUCAUGGCAGGCGACCGGGCCAUCACCCUAGCCAACGCCUCCGUCAGCGCCAUCAGCACCAUCGCCAAACUUACAUCAUCCAGCAACGUCCCCAGCGAAGUCGUCACACGCGUAACCUCCCUCACCGACAGCGCCACCGACUCGAAGCGCUCUGAGAGAAAACUUCUUCUUGAAAUCGCCAAGUUUGAAAGUGAGCAGGCGAUUCGGAUCAUUGUGCAGAACAGGAUGAACGCUUACAUCCAUCGCUAUGAUGGGAACACGGAUUUCAUCAAUAAGAUUGUUGGUGAAACGAGGGAUAUUCUGCAGGGGACGGGGUUUGUUAUCGUGAUUGCCAUUGGAGAGCCAAAGGGCAGCGGGCCUGUUGUGAUUGUGGGUGAUCAAGUGGCUGUUGAUACUAUGGUGCAGAAGGUCAAGGCUGUUUUGAAGGAUAUUAAAGGGGGAGGUGCUGGGGGAAAGUGGCAGGGUAAGGUGAAGGAGUGGACUAAUGCUGAGUUGCAUGCUCUGAAGGAGGCUGUUGAGACUUGA
This is a messenger RNA of Fusarium sp. VM40, 1296 nucleotides long. The record is from the annotation of a GenBank genome assembly. Lineage: Eukaryota; Fungi; Ascomycota; Sordariomycetes; Hypocreales; Nectriaceae.